Molecule: messenger RNA, 4923 nt
Organism: Apis mellifera (honey bee)
Lineage: Eukaryota; Metazoa; Arthropoda; Insecta; Hymenoptera; Apidae
Exons: 2
Coding region: 357-4574 (1405 amino acids)
Source: RefSeq, a predicted model, not a curated record
GCGCGUUAACGAUGGACGGUAGUAGAUCCUGAGCAGAAAAAUGGACAAGAAUUUCCCAACGUUGGUCGCGUGUCGCGAAUGAAAGUAUCCUCUUGAUGGUGGAGUACAGGAUAAUAUUUAGAACGAUAUUUUUCACUUGGCUACCAGAGUGUAUAAAGAAAAUCGCGUAUCUACUAUGUGGCUCAGUUCUCGCGUGGAGAUCCACCUCGCAACGUCUUUUUCGGAUUACUCGGCACAGGGGAUUGGAGUAAAAUAUCGUGGUCGGGAUCAUCGAUGUGCUCUACGCGAAGCUCAGUGAAAUUCGCCCCAUCUUAAUCGUGGUUUUCUGUUCUAGGGGGGCAAACGGUGCUCCUACCAUGGAUAGGAAAAUGUUCUUUUGUCUCGUCGUUCUCUUAUCUUUGAGCUGGCCACGCGUAACAGGUGCGGGAAACAAGAAGGUGGAUGAGGCGGCGUUCGAUCAGGUAGCGACCGCGUCCGAGAACGUGGCGCAAAAGGUGGCGGGGAAGGUGGAGCAGAGGCGGGAUAAUUUUCGAGGCCAGUUGAUAACAUCCAUGAUAGACACCACUGUCCACUACGAGAAUUCGAACGGGUUCGUUCCUAUAUUGGUGUCCACGUCGGCAUCGCCGUACGAUCCGCGCCAACAGCUCGGCCGCUCCGCUCUGGGGAAGGGAAAAGAAACGAUGAACGUUACUUUGAACGAGAACAAUUCUUUGAACGAGAAGGAAAAUUCGAGCAGGAUCGAGGAAAGGGAGGAGAGGAAGGAGGAGGCGGGGGAGAGCGACGACUUCGUGAACGAUCCCAUGUACUCGACCGAGGCGAGAAUACUGCUCAACUUUUCUAAUUUGAACGCGAAUCGUAGAUCGUUCGAGUAUCAAGGCAAUCAGAACGAUUUCGAUCUGUUAAAAGUUAGGAACGAUACGCCGGAGAUAGCCAAUUAUCCGAAUUUGUACGAAGAGUCGACGAGCAAUAUUCUCGAAUCGUCGAAACGAUCGAGAGGUCAAACCAAGGAUCGAAAGUUAGAAGGAUACGUGGGAAAUUACGGCACGGUCGUUUCGCCUUCGUCGAAAAGCAACGAGGACGAUCCGUACAGCUUUUACUACUCCGCCGACUCGGCCGAGGAUAAAGAAAGAAAGAGGAGUCACGAUAGGGAGAAAGUGGGUGGCAAUUAUGAACAGCACAGAUAUGUCACGGGAUACGGCGGCCAGAACGAGCCAUCCGCGUCGUCCUUUCCAAGGCUGAACCAGGAGGUCGACGCCUUUCUGAAGACCAACGCGAACAACGACGUUCCGCCAUCCUCCUCCUCCUCCUCUCAACUAACGAACAGCCACAAAUUUUCCAGGCCCGUCGUGGUCGCCGAACCGAAUUACAACAAGUUUGAUCAACCGUCCGGAAUAUCCGAUCUCGACACGGACGAUUACCGAACUUCGAGGAUCAUCGAAGGGAGCUCGGAGGUGUCGCAUCGUUACACGAUGAACAACAGGGACGGAAGGUUCGAAAACGACGAGGAUUCGAGGGACACGUCGGACGACACCGAUUACGUGGAAUAUACGGAGAGGCCGAGAAAGGCGCAGCAGAAGAACAGGAGGCGGCCGAACGGCAACUCGAAGAGGCUUCCCAAGGAGCAUCGGGGCUCCCUGGACGACAGCGCGGAGCACAAGGGCAAGAUGAAGCAUCACUCGUCGAGGUCUAGGCAGGUUCAUCGACAAAGAGUGAGAGGAGGGAACUCGUGGUCGGACGAGUCGGACAGGCAUCGGGAGCAGGAGGACAGCUACGAGGACGUUAGAUACGACGGCAGGUUGUCGGAGACGAGGCACGCCAAGUCGCAGAGCGUCAAGUUCAAGCCGAGCACCAGCUGGAACCAAAUAUCCCCGAAUCUGGAGAUAUCGCACUCGAGCGGGAUCGAGAUCGAUCAACUCGAGAAACCGAAGCUGAUCGUCCCCGUCAAGGUGAACCUGGUACCUACGAGCUUCGACCACGCAACGGCGAUCGGGAGCAGCCAAGGGUUCGACGUCUCGAACGCAAUUUUGCGCAACAUCGUUUCAUCAUCGCCCUCGAUAAAUCCCGGGGGGAACGAGGGGAAGAUAAGGGUGUCCACGCCCCUUCCAGACAUUAUCGUCGGCCAGGGGAACUUUCGCAAUUCGAUGCACGCGGUUCUCCCGCAAGCGAACGGCCAACAGAGUAACAGAUUCCCCCCGAAUCUCAAACCGCAAUACCUGUCCACCACGAUCGCCCCUGUUUUCACGGUCAGCCCCAACCCCAAUUUCCAGAUUCAGGACGCGACUCGUACAAAUGUGGUCGAUCCCUCGAAUCACGUGUCGACCAAUCACGCUCCACGAUUGAUACUUCCACAACCGACCCUUCAAACCCUCUCGACGCUGGUGCAAACGCCGGUCACGGGCUCCGAUUAUAUCCAGGUGAACCCUCACGGGAUGCACGGCCAGAAUCCUGUUAGCAAUGGUAAUUUGCAGGUGCAACCGCUUCCCACCAUCGCCCCUACGGCUCACGCUAUACCGGUCACCAAGAUCAAUCUGAUUACGCCGGAAUCUCAAGGUAAAAACGCCCUCCUCCCGGAAACGGACACGAAUUUCUUGGCCACGGCCAGCCUGGCGGUCGGCCACAACGAUCACGGCCAAAACGAUAAUUCUUAUUAUCUGGAAAACUCGAACGGGCAGCAAAUUGUCAAGCAACCGGCCCAGGUCGUGCAACCGGCAGGCUUCUACCACCAGGCGAUUCCUCCGUCGAGGACGAAAACGACCUACGUUCAAACGACCAAUCUGUUGCCUGCGGUGUUGCAACCUCUGCCAACCUACACCACCCUAUCCGCGAGCACCCCUUCCAAUGUUCCCUUCCAAGGGAAUACGGUGGAGGCGAGUGGGGGUCAAGGAUUGGCGAAACAGGGCGAGCUGGAUAACGCAGCCUCGAACUUGAGAAACGUCAAAUUCCCGCCUCUCGCGUAUCAAAUGAUCGACAGCGCGGGCAGUCACAGCACCGAUAACGUUAACACUGUGAUAGGUAGCGGGCAUCUACCGCACGUGGGGACGAGGAACGUGGAAAUCGUAAAUCCGAACAUGAAACCGGCCACGUUUCACGACGCUUCGAUCAUAAAUACGUACGAGACGAUGCACUAUCCGGCCGCAGUUUUGACCACCUCGAUACCGAUGUUCGCCACGACCAGCUUCGUCACGGCCAGACCCGCCCUCCUGUCCUCGACCGUCGAACCGAUCCAAAACGGGGCGGUUUCGACGACGGAGGGGCGCUCCGUCGACGACAAUCGAGCGUCCAACACGAACGUAGAUCCCACCAAGUCGUACCUGGGACGGGACAGGCCUGUGUACAAUCCGCUCAACUUCGUGCCCAACGUGGACGUGGUGAAAAGUCAGAACGCCCUCAACAGUAAGCUGCACGCCGUCGAACCUCUUCAACAGAACCUGAAUCUCGUCCCGUUGUUGCCUGGUGGCAACUUCUUCAAGCCGAGCUUCUCAGCUCAGAGCGAGCUUCUUGUCAAACCGAAACUGAACUCGGAUCUGCAGGCGUACGCGGAGCAGAUGUUCAAGGAGUCGUUGAAAACUAUUUACAACACCCAGAAAUGGAACAACGACAGGAAAACGGGGUUGUACAACCGGUACAACAUCACCGAUUCCGAUAUAUCGAAGUUGAGGAACGAGUUGCAACGAUUGAAGGCGUCCUUGGAUUCGAGGAAGAAGAAGAACCACGAUGCCGAUCCGAGCGAGACCAAGGUGAGGACGACGGAGUUGGCCAACAGGAAGCCGGACGAGCUGAUGGCUGCGUUGGAACAGAUGCUGAAGAAGAAUCCCUCGGAUUCGUUGCACAAUUUUCACGGAACUAAUAAUAAACCACACCGACAUCGCAGGCCCAACGAACAGGACAAUUACAAUUUGGGCGAUCCGAGGGACAACAAAUACGAGUUUUUGACUCCGCCCCAAUUGAAUUCUCAUCGAGGGAAGAAUCAUUUCCAAGCCGGUGACAAACCGGGGAAGAAACGGCCUGGGUCGAGCAGAUACAAGAGUUACAAUCAUCAAAACCAUCAUCAUCAUCAUCAUCAGCAUCAUCAACAACACGGGCCAAGAUCGCAUCCGAGGAGUAAUUCUAAGGCGGGGGGUAUCGAGGCUUCUGGGUCGAAUGUCGAGCCAGUGCGCGUAGACGGACUUUCCAAAUAUGGGAAUAUGCACGAUUCGAGACAGUUCAGGAAGGGUUUUUCGCCGUUCGAUUCUCACCUCGGCUCGGCAUCGCCCUUCUCGCGCGAGAAAACGUCUCAUUUUUCCAAAACGGGUUUGAAAGGGACGGAGAAGGGGAAGGAGAGCGCGCACAACAAUCCCAAGAUGCAUAAUUUUUACGGGAUGUUGAUGAAGAACAAGCAGCUGCCCGCCGGCGAUACCCCCAACUAUUUUCGGGACAAGGAUCAGUUGAAGCAGUUCUUCGAGACGGAGAAGCAACGAAUGCAGCAAAAGUUUUACGACGAUGCUUUGAGGGAUUAUUUUAAAAAGAUGUCGGAUUUGGGAUACGCCGGGAUAUCCAAUUCUCGGAUAUCUUUGCCGGAGAAGAGGAAAGUUUGAAUUUGUACAAAGAAAUUCUGAUGAAUUCUGUCUUGUAGAGUAAAUACACUUCUUUCUAAUCGUAGAAAUUGGUAAGAUAAUGAAAUGCGCAAAAAAUUUGAUACCAAGUAGACGAAUAAGUCUAUCCAUUGUUUUUUCUUCAUCUUCUUAUUUCUUUUUUUUUUGUAUUCUAUUCAUUGUUAAAUUGAGAGAGAAAUGAGAAAAAAAAAUUUAUUUUUAAUCAGAGAUCAUUUGGAGUUAAAAAGAGUUUUAAAUUGAGACUGAAGGAAAAGUUGCAAUUGUUUACUUUUAAGGUGCUAUCGUUUGCUGUAUAUAUUUACUUGCUAUAAACGAAAAAAAUGUGAGUUUA